AAUCAAGAUGCAAACCAUUCAGACGAUAGAGAUGCAGUUACCUGUCCUGCGAGAGAGUUUUCACUCCUCUCCCUUCAGAGAGAGAGCGAAAGAACGGAGGAAGAGCAGCCUGACAAAUCUCAUCAGAAGACAACAGCAACAGUUAUUACUCCAGCAACAACAAUCAGAAUUACAUCAGAAGCAACAGCUGUUCUCAUCCUCACAGGGCCACACUGCACAUGCUCAGUUGGUCCGCUCUUCCAGCAGCCCGUUAUGUGACUUGGCAGAGCAAAUAGAUGAGCAAGAGAAAGUGAAAGAGAUUGGGAGGCAGGGGGAGCUGUCUCUCAGACAGUCCUCGGCCACGGCGUCACAGGCUGCAUCAUCACAGCAGCUGCUGCCGAUGGUGAAGAGAGAGAGAGAGGGAUUAGAGAGGGAGGGGGAGAAAGUGCAAGGGAGCUCGGAGAGGGAAAGAGGAGAGAAGAGAGAGCAGCACAGAGAACGAGAAAGUCAGUCCAAUUACACACGUUCUCAGCAUGGCCUGAUCGCUAAAGGUGUUCGCCUUCUGAGGAACAUGGGAAACCAGGAGGCCAAGCAGAAGAAGUCCACUGUCACAUCAGGAGUGGAAGGUGCUGGGAAUAGUGCGAGCAUCGAGGACCAUGACCAUGAACAUCUCAAGAAGAUUAAGAAAAGUAAAUUGUCUGGUGACUCGGGCAAGAAGAAAUCCAAAUCGGAGGGUUCCAAAGGUUCUGUAUUUUCCAACAUUCGUAUCAGAAAGGGCCUCUCCCGGAAAGGGUUGUCCAAAGAGGAUGUACUGGACGAUGGGAUUAGGAUUAAGAGCAUGGAUGCUAACGGCAGCAGUAAUGGUGGAAUAUCGGGUGAUGAGCUGGAGGGUCUCACUCCUGACAGUAAGCAUCUCACAGCCGAAAGCAGGCAGUCGACCCUGGACACAACAGAAGAUGAUGCUGAGAGAGAGACUGAUGGAUCAGGGUCAGAUACAGACCUCUGCAGCUACCACUCAGCCACCGAGGCUCAAGAUCUGCUGUCGGAUAUCCAGAGGACUAUCAGACAACAGCAGCAAAUGGAGGGAGUUGCUGAGGGGCAAAACUGUACUAGACGAAUAGGGUCUGAAAGCCAGACUGAGGUCACUCAGGGUCUUACUUUUAGUGGCCUUGCUUGUAUGGGCGAACCAGAGAAGACAGAAGCUGUAUCUACAGCUGACAGCAAUAAACAAGAUCUUAAAUAUAGAGAGGAUACAGAAAUGGUGAUUACAACACCACUAAAGGCAGAAUCAGGUGACGAAGUUAUUGAUGAUGCAAAUAAAACUGAACGUUUGGCCAUUGACUGUUGCAUUCAGGAUAGCAUCACUGACACAAGUAGUGUCCAGGAUACCAUAGCUGUUUCCAAAUCAACCAGUAACUACAGUUUUCAGGAUACUACAGCAACAUCCACCUCCUAUGAGAGUGCAGAGGAGAUCCUGGAGAGUUCAUCUCUGUCAUCUCCACUUGAAGAGUGUCAUUUUGGUAGCAAUAGCCUCACUCAAAGCCUAGAAAUCGGUCUCAAUUCAAGAAAUCAGACCAACUCUAUGUCCAAAAUCAGCCGGGUCAUUUUCGUCCCACAGAAGAGCAUUAGUAGUGUAGAGCUGAACGUAGAGGGUGAUGGUCAUGUAGAGGAGAUAGAUAGAGAGUAUUUCCACCAACAGAGAAGGAAAAGCAGUGCAGCGUCCAUCACACAGUGGUCAUCUGAGAACUUUUUAGGCUUGGGGUCACGACCACGUAGAACUUCCAGCACUAACCUCGGAGUUAAACCUUAUCCUACAGUACACACUUCAUACGUUAAAACAACCACCAGACAGCUUACUUCACCCAUAAUAUCUCCAUUGACAACUCCUUCACCAAGCCCUAUGUGUCCUCGAAGGGUCGGCUUAGAGUUGGGUUUAGGUCAAGGGUCAUACAGAGCAGGAAGCUGGAGAGCACGGAGACAACGGUCCUGUAGCAUUGCAGGUCCAGUGGGUUGUCAUGAAGAAUGGUGUGAAGCCAUACAUGAUCAAUCAGAGCUUAUUGAUCACGGCUUCCAAAACCUCAGAUCCAGGCAAAUGCCAUCCACCUUUCCAGAUGUGUUUUCAGGUCUCUCUCUGUUCGAGAGGUGUCUUGUACAGUGGAAAUGUUCUGAAGAUGACAGUGCUUUACAGGAUGUUGAGAGAUUCUGUUCCCAUAUUCUGGCUUUGGGGAUUCUACAGCCUUUCAGUGACUGCAUCAAGGAACCACCCUCAGGAAGUGAUGUUACAGAUAAGCCCAUUUUUAAUAAGGAGCAGCUGUAUACCUGGGCUCCACUGGGACAGAAUGAGAUCAGAACACCUGGGAGGCUCCAAACAAUGUGGCCUCCGAGUCCGUCCCCCACUGCUGCACAGGAUAGAUCCACGGGGCAAUCUGGAACCGUUCCGGAAGGAACUUCCGUUUCCAUUCAGGAGCUAGAGCGAACAAUUGAAGAAUUACUUGUGAAAAUAUCAGAUAUGGAAAAAGACAAUAAUGUUUUGGAUGGCACAAAGCUUGGAACAAGGGAUCGAGAAGUGGGUGGUUUAAAUCAAACCAUUAAACAGACUAAAGGAAAUGAACAGCGAGUUCAUUCAGCCAUUCAGACCUCACCUGUGGAGGAAGCCUUUAAAUUUCUAGUGCCUUUUUCAGACCACUCACAUGCUCCCAAAUUAAACGACACCGCCACUUCACCAGUAGGAUUGCCCAAUGCCUGUAGCUGCCAAAGAACACUGGAAAUCCCUCCCCCUGAACCACCACUACUUCCCGUUGUUUCAGGUAUGCCUCCACCGCCACCUCCACCUCCACUUUCAUGUAUGGCUCUGCCUCCUCCACCACCUCCGCUCCCAGGCAUGGUUCCACCGCUUGCACCUGUGGGCGCGGCUCCACCUCCUCCUCCUCCACUCCCAGGCAUGGUUCCACCCCCUCCACCUCCACUCCCAGGCACGGCCCCACCCCUUCCUCCUCCUCCACUCCCAGGCACGGCCCCACCCUUUCCUCCUCCUCCUCCUCCACCUCCGGGCUGUGGACCCCCACCACCCCCUCCUCCACCUGGUUUUGGGCCACCACCACCCUUCGGUCCCCCUCCACCCUUCGUGGGGCUGAUGCCAUGUAGCAUGACUCAGGAGUCUGUCCCCCUGAAGGCUGUCAUCGAGCCUCCUCGGCCCAUGAAACCACUCUACUGGACACGGAUUCAGCUACAGGCCAAAAAGGAUGCCAAAAGUGCCCUGGUGUGGGAAAAGGUUCAAGAGCCAUCAGUAGACUUUGACGAAUUUGUGGAGCUGUUUGCCAAAAGUGCAGUCAAGGAAAAGAAGAAACCCAUCUCAGAUACCAUAACAAAAUCAAAGGCCAAACAGGUUGUCAAGCUGCUGAGUAACAAACGUUCUCAAGCGGUGGGGAUUCUGAUGUCCAGUCUUCAUUUAGAUAUGAAAGAUAUUCAGAAUGCCAUCUUGAACAUGGACUGCACCGUGGUGGACCUGGAGACGCUCCAGGCGCUGUAUGAAAACAGAGCUCAGAAAGAAGAGAUGGAUCAGAUUGGGAAACAUAUGAAGUCUUCAAAAGAUAAAGAAAAUGCGAAACCACUGGACAAGCCUGAACAGUUUCUGCUGCAGUUGUCAGAGGUUCCUCAAUUCUCAGAGCGGGUUUUCUGUAUUCUCUUCCAGUCCACCUUCACAGAAUGUAUUACAUCAGUUCAGCGCAAGCUUGAAACACUGCUGAGAGUCUGCACGGCUCUCCAAUCAAGUCAAGCCGUUCUGCAGGUUCUAGGUUUGGUUCUAGCAUUUGGGAACAUUAUGAACGGGGGCAACCGGAGCAGAGGACAGGCAGACGGAUUUUCCCUAGACAUCCUACCCAAGUUAAAAGAUGUCAAGAGCAGUGAUAACUCUCAGAGCCUCCUGUCCUACAUAGUUGCUUACUAUCUGCGACACUUUGAUGAGGAUGCAGGUAAGGAAACAUGCGUGUACCCGCUUCCAGAGCCUCCGGAUCUUUUUCAUUCGUCGCAGAUGAAGUUUGAGGAUUUUCAACGUGACCUGCGCAAGCUACGGAAAGAUCUGAAUGCCUGUUCAACAGAAAAAGAAAAGGUGUGCAAUAUCUCAUCUGAGGAGCACCUGCAGCCCUUUAAGGACAAAAUGGAAGAAUUUCUCACUAGAGCCAAAGCAGAGCUGGAGCUCCAGGAAAAACAGCUCGCUGACACGCAGAGGAUUUUUCUGGAGCUGUGCGUGUUUUUCUCAGUCAAGCCUAAGGCGGGAGAGAAGGAGGUUUCACCAAACACAUUCUUCACAGUGUGGCACGAGUUUUCGUCAGAUUUUAAGGAGCUCUGGAAGAGAGAGAAUAAAUGCCUGCUGCAGGAGCGGUUGAAAGCUGCAGAAGAGACUUUCAGACAAGCACGAGAGAAGGCUAACUACAACGUAAAGCCUAAACAUGCAUCAGGAAUAAAAGCCAAGCUGGGACAGAAGAUGUAAAUUUCUACAACAACAAAACUCCUUUUAGCCCAGAUCUUUUUUUUACUUGACAGUUACUUCAAUAUAAGAAUAAUAGCCAUGAGAGGGUUUGCAUGAUCUUAGUAUAUGAACGUGAUCAGAAUUGUGUCGUUUCUGUAGUUUCAUAUAAAGACAAUCAAAGAUAAAAGUGCCCAAAGUAUGAUAAUUCACAAGUAAAUUUUACGUUUUUACCAUCUAAAAAAGAAUUUAAAAAACCCUCAUUAUUCAUUCAUAGCUGUAGCACAACUAUUUUCACUGUCUGCUUAAAACAUCUCUCUUUUACAUCUCUUUAAAGCGUAAUGUUUCAAAAAGCUCAGUCUGAUCUGAUUGGUCUGCUGUUCAACCUCUUACAGCAUGUCAGAAAUGUAACUUUACAGUUUUCAGUUUCAACUAUGGCAUCGUUGUUGGAAGUCCUAAUUGUUCUUUGAGGGUGGGCCAAAGCAAGCCAGUAUGUGUGUGUUAUGCUAAUAUAUAUCAUGGUGACAUAGAAGUCAUGAAAUAAUGGCAGGACAACAAACGAGGCGUUUCAGGCAAGUGUUUCCUAUUAGAGAGAUUAACUCCCUUUGGCAUGGGCUUUGUGCUUUGUAAUUUUGCAGAUUGUUUACAUGCGCAAACAGCUAUGUUACGCAGUAAAGGAAAGGUUAAAUAAAAAAGCAUAAUGCCAUAGGUGCACUUUAAAGCCAUACAUUGAAACAAUUUUAAAAAAGCAUGCUGAAUAUUUAGUAUAAAUUGAAUAGUAUACAGUAAAUGUGCACAUUUAUUUUCAUAUCGUCUGUCAAGAAAUCAAAGAAAAAUCUAUUGUAACCUGUGUGUUUAAUUAGCAUAAAACAGCACUCUUAUUUGUAGGUGAAAGUCACAUUUAAUGAACUAGAGCAAAUUAAUGGUGGUUUCAUACAGUUUGGCUAAUUAAACAAUAUACUUUUAAAUAACGUUUAUUUUUGAUGAACUAGCAAUGAAAUUUAAGAAAAAUGAUUAACUGAACAAAAAUAUUGCAAUCUUGGAUAUAAUACCUGAUCUGUGACCUGUGUAAAGUCCAAAAAAUGUGUUAUUUUUUAAAAUAGUAAAUUUGAUCAUAUUCUGCGUCCACAGUUUCCUCUACAGGUGUUUAUAUACUUUAGCCUAUGAAAUUGACACAGAAUUGAGUGAUAUGUUGUGGGUUUCUCUGUUCCAACUGAACUGUGAGAUGUGUAAUGAACGGUUGUUGAGAAACAUAUGGAAAUAUUAUGAUUUAUGACUUAUUCUUUAUUUUGUGUGUACAGCUGCUAUCAGUAGUUCAAUAACCUUUAAUUUAAAAUACUUAAAUAUUUUCAAUUAAAGAAGCUGACAGCUUUAUAGCUC
Molecule: messenger RNA, 5824 nt
Organism: Puntigrus tetrazona (Sumatra barb)
Lineage: Eukaryota; Metazoa; Chordata; Actinopteri; Cypriniformes; Cyprinidae
Gene: fmn2a
Product: formin 2a
Exons: 18
Coding region: 8-4468 (1486 amino acids)
Biological process (GO): actin nucleation; intracellular transport
Cellular component (GO): nucleus; endoplasmic reticulum membrane; cytoplasm
Molecular function (GO): microtubule binding
Source: RefSeq, a predicted model, not a curated record